UAUGAUUUUCCCCUUGAUUUACAGAGUGUGCCCAAGCAUGCUGAGAAGGAGGUGUGGCGUUGUGCUAGACCUCCUUAAACUCAGAUGUCCAUGAUCCUGCUUCAGAGCUCGGGUUGGUGCGGUAAGAACAGAAACAGGCUGUCCUUGCUGGGCGGAUCAGACUUCUCACUCCAGCUGCGCAGACGGGACCACACAUUUCGGAACUCUUUAAAAGAAAAUCAACAAUUUUACUCGUAUUUUCAGCAUUCUAAGGUCGAGCUUCAGUAAAAGUCUUCUUUACGUAUUUCAAAAGUUCUCCACAAACGCAAGGAUGUUUUUUUUGUUUGUUUGUUUGUUUAAAUGAUCAUCGCAUGUAAAAAUCUGAAUGGACGUUUAUGCCUCGGUGCUUCACAAGGACAUCUGAAUCCUCAAUGUGACCUCAAGGUUUCUAUAAGCUUUCAGGAGUUACGGAGAACAUUUGCUACAUUUAAACUAUAAUAAUGCAACAUCCUUUGGAGAUCGGGGCGCACUACUACCCCCCGGAAGCCCAUCCAGACCAAAGAUCUCACAGGUACAGGAGUUUCAUGAUUGAAGAGAUUCUUACAGAGCAUCCGGAUCACAAGAUAUCAAGUCCCACUGGAGACCUCCUCAAAUUUGGAGUACAUGCCCUUUUGUCCGCCAGACCAUACCACAGCCACUUAGUCCUGAAAGCAGAUCAGACCAGUAUCCUGAAGUUUCCAGUGUCUCCUCUGUCCUGCUCGCUCGGGGCGCCGUUGGGCUCUGCGCUUCUGGCCGGAGCUGCGGGUCUCCAGCUCGGCUCUUCAUCCCAUCAUCUCCCGCUGGACCUCCACCUUCGGGGUAAACUCGACCCUGGAGCUGAUUCAGUAAGCAAGACAAAGAAAGGAAGAAGAAGUAGGACUGUGUUUACAGAACUACAGCUGAUGGGCUUGGAAAAACGAUUUGAGAAGCAGAAGUAUCUCUCAACUCCUGACAGAAUAGACCUGGCAGAGUCUCUAGGCCUGAGUCAGCUUCAAGUCAAAACGUGGUAUCAAAACAGAAGAAUGAAAUGGAAGAAAGUCGUGUUGCAAGGAGGAGGACUAGAAUCUCCGACCAAACCCAAGGGUCGUCCAAAAAAGAACUCCAUCCCCAGCAGCGAGCAGCUGUCGGAGCAGGAGAGGAUACGAGACGCGGACCGCUUAUCCGACGGCGGUGCUUCUUCACUUUCUGAUGCAAACCAAGAGGAAUAAACGAGAACACGAUUGUCUCCGGGACGCAAACGGACCUAAUAAUCGGCCUCUUUGGAUCAUUGUGCACCGAUGCCUUUAUGCUGGCACUUACAGACCUAACCACUUGGCCUGAUUUUAUACUACCUAUGUUUUGUCUGUUUGUUUGAUUACGCCAACUUCUGCGGGCCUCGAAAAGUCAAAGUGAACUUUUUUUCCAGGACCAGAGCGGUGGUUAGUAGUGAACAGUCUUUCUCUCAGCAUUGAAGGCUGUGGUAUCAUGGACUUUUUUAUCGGCAUAUAUUGUGCUUUUUACGCUUUUCAUUGGUAUUUCAUAAAUAUUCUUAAAAAAAAAAACAAUUAAAAUGUAUUUUUUUUUUUCGAAGACUUGUGGCAAGUGAGUUUUUUUUUUUUUUACAUGGUACCACAAAAUACACAAAUGACAGCAGCAUCAUAAUAAGUCAAGUCAACCAUAAUAAUAAUAAGAAUACCCAUGAAUAAUAUAAAAUUCCUCGUUGCGGUUUUUCGUUUUAUGUUGUGUCAGAUUCUUGCGCCAUAUCUCAUCAGGCUCAUCGAAUGCGGGCUACAUGUGUAAUUUUACGCAGAACUGUUUAUGGCCUAACUGAGCCCCAUCACACCGCGCAUUCAACUUCUUCUGGCGUGUUUACGCAGUAAAAGUAAAUAUGUGGUAACACAAUAUUUUCCAAAGUGAGAUUAUUUAUUUUCACAGAAAGAUCCUUUUAAUCAAAGACAAUGGUUAUGGUUACUGGUUCAGAAGUGUCUGAAGUAAGCGAUUUGCAGUUUGAUGAAUGUGUAGGCCUGUUCAUUUUGCACCACAGUAGUACUUGCAAAAUGCUAAAAUGAUCUUAUUCUGCUGAUAACUGUGGAAUUGGACUGUUUAGAAAAUACGUUCUUUUUCUCAAUUUUCCUUAGGCUAACAUAUUUAACACCUAGGUCCCUUGCCUGAUUUCUUGCC
Messenger RNA from Carassius auratus (goldfish), 2178 nucleotides. Its product is annotated as homeobox protein BarH-like 1. The coding region runs from base 480 to 1226 and encodes 248 amino acids. NCBI's taxonomy places the organism in Eukaryota, Metazoa, Chordata, Actinopteri, Cypriniformes, Cyprinidae. The transcript is spliced from 4 exons. The record is from RefSeq and is a predicted model, not a curated record. Gene Ontology annotation, biological process: regulation of DNA-templated transcription. Gene Ontology annotation, molecular function: DNA binding; DNA-binding transcription factor activity, RNA polymerase II-specific.